AGCAUGCAGAGGAUAAUCGCAAUUGUGGCCAUUGUGGCAGCUGGACUUUCUCUGGUGGCAGGACAGACCUGUCAGGAGUGCCAGACGGACAACGAUGUGUACUGCCACAACCAGACCGCAUACCAAAAUUGCAUGAAAAGCGCACCAGUUGGCGAUAUUGUGUCGUGUCCCACGGGCACAGUCUGCUCCAAUUCCGACGACGUCUGCGUUGCCAGCUCCGAGGUGAGCACCACCGUGUUAGACGUCUGCGGAAGCUCUGCUUCAAAUGGAGCCAGCUGCGAAGUGUGUUCCAGCAAAUACGCCUGUGUCAGCAGUACCCAGUAUGUCCGGUGCUCCUCCAGCGGAUCCCUCAUAACCUCCAAUGUGUAUAGCUGCGCCUCCGAUGAGAGUUGCAUCAUCGACGCUCUUUCUGUUUUUGGGUCCCUUUGUGUGCCUGCUUGUGCCGCCGAUUUCGCUGGCUAUAGUGCCUCAUGCAGCAACAGUGUGUACCAGCCUGCCACCACGACAGCUGCUCCAACAACAACACCCACUGCCACCCAAAAAGAGGAGAUCUGCAGUGCUGCCGAGCCCACUACCAACUACGGGUACUUCUUCGCCAGCAAUACCGACGACUCCACGUGCAAGACCUACUUGUACUGCCAGAAAUCGGGAUCCAACUGGAUAGCCAUCUUCAUGACCUGUGAUGCCUCGAAACCCUACUUCGACUCGACCACUAGCUCCUGUGUGGUGACCAAGCCUACCAGCUGCUCGGUAACAACCACCACGAGUUCCUCGACCUCCUCUACAACUCCGUCUCCCACUAGUAGUGAUUCAACGGAGGCUUCCACGGAAUCUUCUUCAGCUGGUGCUUCCUCGGAGGCUCCAUCUACAGCUGCUCCCACCGAUUCUUCUUCUUCAACUGAUUCUUCGAGCGGUUCUUCUUCCACCGAAUCUUCAACGGCUUCUUCCACUGAUUCUUCUUCCUCGGAGGAUUCUUCAAGUGAUGAUUCUUCCAGUGAAGCUACAACUGCUUCUGCGUAGUCGAAUGAUGGCUAUUCUUUCCUGCUUCAACCGCGAAAUAAUGAACACAGCAAAACUUUUAAAGUAUAAAAACUGUGCAUUGCGAUUGUAGACAAUCUUCAAUAAGCUUUUAAUAAAUCAAAAAUAAUAGUUACGUUACAUUA
Molecule: messenger RNA, 1163 nt
Organism: Drosophila biarmipes
Lineage: Eukaryota; Metazoa; Arthropoda; Insecta; Diptera; Drosophilidae
Product: putative protein TPRXL
Exons: 3
Coding region: 4-1020 (338 amino acids)
Cellular component (GO): extracellular region
Molecular function (GO): chitin binding
Source: RefSeq, a predicted model, not a curated record